Messenger RNA from Octodon degus (degu), 1060 nucleotides. RefSeq names its product immunoglobulin superfamily member 6 (gene Igsf6). NCBI's taxonomy places the organism in Eukaryota, Metazoa, Chordata, Mammalia, Rodentia, Octodontidae. The transcript has 6 exons. Bases 14 to 739 code for a protein of 241 amino acids. The record is from RefSeq and is a predicted model, not a curated record.
GACGCACACCGAAAUGAGGCCUGCGAGCAGAAGCGAGACCACCCUCGGUCUGGAAAUCAACCUGAUUCUGUUUUACAUAGGUGCUGCGGGCGCCUGCGCCGUCUCCGUCACGCAGCCGGGCUACCUGGAGGUGGACGGUGGCACGGACAAGGCUGUCACCAUAGAAUGCCGCUUCACCGCCGCCGGAUGCCCUUCGCAGCCGCCCCAGAGCCUGUGGUUCCGGUACCGCACUCACCAAGCGGAGCACCUCUGCUCGGGCUCGUGCACAGGUGAAGCGGACAAAUUCAUGGUGCAGAAAGCCCUGGAGCAGAACCGAGUUUCUCUCACUGUCAACAGGGUGACGCCAAACGACAGUGCAAUUUACAUCUGUGGAAUAGCGUUUCCUACUGCAGGGACGCCGGGAGCUAAGCAAGCCGGAGGAGGGACCACACUGGUGGUCAGAGACGGCGGGCUGCUGAGCCAGGAACUGCACAGCGUCCUCACAGCACUCCUGGUCCUGCUCUCGGUCUACAUCAUUGGCUUGUGUGCGAUCUUCGGAGUUCUCUCCAAAUCAAAAUCCAACACUCUAAAAAACAAAGGAACAAAAGAAGAUUCACAAAAGAAGAAAAGUGCUCGGCGUAUUUUUCAAGAAAUUGCUCAAGAACUGUACCAUAAGAGACAUGUGGAAGCAAGCCAACAGCCUGAGAAAGACAACACUUACGAGAACAGAAGAGCACUUUCCAACUACAAAAGACCGUAGGUACAUGGCAACAACUGCAGAACACAGGGCUCCGCGGGCCUGGAUGUCAGCCCUGCACCCAGCACGGCACCAGCGAGCCAGGCCUGACCUGCAGCGCAGUGCCUUGCCUUGCCAGCACGGAUGUCUAACCAAGUUAGGAGGGAAGCACCAGACGGGACUUGCGGGGAGGAAGGUAUCUGUGGGCAUCGUUAGCAUCCCACUAUGAAAAUGGCACUUGGAUUGUUCUUUGAAAGCUGCUUAGUUGUAAACAACUGCCCUCCUGUACAUUCAUUACUAAACACAAAUUAUAAUGCAUUAUUUCAUUAAGGUGUUGUUUUUAAG